Rotaria sp. Silwood2 is the source of this 1884-nucleotide messenger RNA. The record is from the annotation of a GenBank genome assembly. Lineage: Eukaryota; Metazoa; Rotifera; Eurotatoria; Philodinida; Philodinidae.
AUGAAUCUUGUACAAGUGCGUCGAUGUAGCAAUGUCAACUGUCGUUCUCAACAGCAACAAAAUAUUGAUAAUACAAUGGUAUUUACACGAGCAGUUUAUCAAGUUGAUGCGACUAUUUUAUGUCAACUCGUAAAACAAAUUGAAACGAAUCGUUUAUCCAAAUCAUUUGCACAACUUCUUUAUCUUGCAACAGCAAGUCAAUUUGAAUUAGAUCGACAAAUUUGUUCAAUAACUAAUUGUGGACAUCAACAACGAAAUAUUUUAUUAUUAACUAAUGUUCCAGAUUUAAUUUCUAUUGCUAUUGAUUGGACUUUGUCUCAUUGUACAACAAGUGAUGUAGAAGAUCUUAUUUCAACUAUUGAUCCAUUUAUUAAUUUACAUGAAUUAUUUUAUGACGUGACUAUAAAUGAUGCUCGUAUUAAACAACUUAAUUUAAUUGGUCUUAUAUGUUUUUAUGGUGGUACAAUUGAAGUAUUUUUUUCCUAUGAUAAUACAACAUUGAAAUGGUUAUUUUGUUUUGAUGGAAAUAUUGUUGUAUUAAACGAUUGGACUGCUGUUACAAGAAAAUGUAUUGAUUUUCAUCUUCAACCAUUUCUUUUUAUUUAUGCAAAUCCUGAUCGAAAUCCAGUUGAUAUAAGUCAAUUACUUAAACGAACGGUGAUUCAAACGAAAACUACGAAUUUUAUACCUGACGAAAAACGAUUAGAACAAACUAUUUUAUCAAAUAAUUCAAAAAAUUCAAUGACAACAAAAAAACAAGACGAAUUUAAACAAGAAUCAUAUACAUUAGAAAAUCUUCAUAAUAUAUCAUCAUUUGCUACACUUAACUCAUCAAUGUUAUUUAUGCCGAAACCUACGACAGUAAAUAAUUCAUAUAUUAAUCAAGAAAAAGUUGUUAAAGUUAUGCAGCAACAAUUAUUAAAAAAAGAAACAUUAUCUGAUACAACAUCUAUAUCAUCAUCAUCAACAUCAUCACCAAUUGUUCAUAUUCGACAUCGAAAUUAUCCAAUAACAACACAACAACAACGUGAAGAUACAUCAUCAAGUGGAGAUUCAUCUGUAUCAUCACAACGUGAUUCAGGUUUAAGUAGUGGAAUAAAUGAUGAAUCAAGUGAUGGUAGUUCAAGAGAUAGUUUUAUUGAAAAUGAACAAACACUUAUGGAUAGUUUAAUUAAACAAACAGAACGUAUUAUGAAUGAUAGUCAUCUUGAUAUGUCAUAUAUAACAAUUGAGCAUUAUUUUGAAGAAUCAUUAAAAUAUGAAAGUGUAAGUAAUUAUUCUUCAGCAUUAGAGUCAUGUCAACAAGCUUUAUUGCUUAUUGAACAAAUUCUUAAUGUAAAUGAUAAUCAUAAUGAUGGUAUAUCAAUAUAUGCUCGUACAAAAAAGAACAGUUUAUUAUUAAGAAUACGUUCAUUACAAAAACGACAAGUCGAAGAACAAGAAAACUUAAAACAAUUUCAUCCAUCAACUAGUUCUUUAACGUCAACAUUUAAACCUUUAGAAAAAAAUUUAAAAAAAAAUGAACAUAUUUACGAUAAUAAUCUAUCAAGAAUAACAUCAAUACUUUCAUCAACAUCUAAAAUUUCACGUCCAAAAAAGAAUGUUAAAUUUUCUGAUAAUGUUGCAUUGAUUGUUCCAACAUGUGAUGAUACAGAUGAACCACCAUCAGAACAUUUAAUUCAUUCAUUUUUAAGGAAAAUUCAUCAACAACAAACAACAACACCAGAUUCUGAUUCCGAUACACCAUCAUUAUCAAAUGAUAUUCCAAUUGGUUUAAGUGAAUGUACACUUUGUCAUAAACGUUGCUCAAAAAGUAAUCAAGUUGGAACUUAUUGUUCUAAUUGUCAUUUUUAUAUGCAACGAUUUCAACCAAUGGCUUCUUAA